Molecule: messenger RNA, 11023 nt
Organism: Lymnaea stagnalis (great pond snail)
Lineage: Eukaryota; Metazoa; Mollusca; Gastropoda; Lymnaeidae
Source: the annotation of a GenBank genome assembly
GGAAACAAUGAAAACUAAUGGCGGCUGAAACUAAUUUAAGCUCUUAUCCUGGAUGUUUUACGAACUUACAGAGUAUUUAAAUUAUUGUUUUAAAAGGGAUUAACACCUCUUUUGGUAAGUCAAUUUAUUAUUUCCUUUUCUUUGAAGUGUUAUGUAAAAUAUUAAAAGCCAUCAGGGAUAAUUUGUUAAACUUUAUUUAAAAAAACUUUAUUUUUUAAAAAAAUAUUCAAUCCUAAGUCACUAAGUCUAAGUCUAAGUCCGUUUAAAAAGCUAUGCUGUAGAAAAUGAAAGGUAAAAAUAAUUUUGUAUGAUGGUAUAAAUGGUUAAUAUUUAUAAUUCCCCCUAUUCCUAAGCUGAGACUAGGCAAAAGAAGCCAUUCCCCUUUUUCAAACUAGUUGGGCUAGGGCUAGGCAAGGCAAUCUGGAAUCUCACAUUUUGGUACACCUGCCUUAAGACUUGAUUCUUAAAUGACUUGUUGAUUUAAUUCAAUAACUGUACUGUAAUUAAAAUAAAGUGCCAUAAGACUUAUUCAGUUAAUGCUUUGAGAAAUUUUGCAACAAGUUAUUUAGCCUAUACAAAAAGUUACAUACACAUUGUCUUGCUGUACACAAAUUUUUCAGAUGUUAGAGAUUUAUAGGAUCAUGAAUUUAAGAGUAAGGGUAAAGAAAAACAAUGUUUAAUUUUCUUAAAUAUGUCAACAGAAAAUGGCAACAGCAACACACAUCUCAAAAGUUUCUAGUACCGGGAGCAAUUUGUCUAACUAUGCAAAUGCAAAGCCUAAGCCUGCUUCAAAUAUUCGCCUUGAACCAAUCAAAUUUAAAAGACAUCGCCAUGAUAGGCAAGCAGCAGAGAAAAGUGCAACCCUUAGAAGUGAACUUCCUAUCUUACGCAAACAGGACAUUGCCAAGUAAGUGUUUUCUUACAAUUUAAUAAAUGUAUCUUUAAGUAAACCUUGUAUAUUCCAAAAAUGAAUUCAAAUAAAUUUUGGAGUUGCUUCACAUUAUAUUAAAUCAAUAUUAUUAAAAUUUAACAAAAAUACAAAACUUUGACUAACUGCCAUUAAUUAUAAUUUUUUUUUGUCCAUAGAGUAUGAAACUAGGGUAUUUUGAUAUGGGCUAUUGAUAUGUUGUGCAGUGUCAUUUAAAAAAAGAUGUUGUUAAGCAUGUUUGGCAAUUGUUGACAAGUGGGGUGGGGGUUAUAUUAAUUGAUGUCAACAAUCAUGUUUUCUCUAUUAAAAUUUUAAUCUUAAAAAUUAAUUGGUUAUUAUAUUAUUUUAACAAGUUUAAUAAGUUUAAAUUAAAAUAAUUAUAUAAUUUUUGGGCUUUUAACAAUGUAAGAUUGAUUUAAUGUGUGUCUGUCUGUGCACUGCUGAUGGCUGGUCAGAAUGUUAGCACAUUUUGUAAGUGUAAGAGAAGUCAAAAGUUGGCCUCUCUACACCUGUAGAUUCGGUCUGCCGCAAAUGACUAGGGCAGUAUGUUUGCGAUCGUGUUGAAGGUCUGGAACAAGGACAAUAUUAAAGUGUCAUGUGCAGUCAAGAUGAAUGGUAUUGGUAGCGUAGGAAAAUGAUAUUUUCAAAAUUAGGGGAAAGUAAAGUGAGUAAAAAUAAUACCAUCGCUGCUUGAACGGAUUUGCAAAAUCUGUAACAUUUAUUUUUCAUCGCAAGACAUGUUGAAACUGUAGCAAGUUCAACAGCACCGACAAUGCAUAAGAAAUUACCAGCUGCUCCUCAACAAAAAAGGAUUCGACUAAUGCAAGUGGCUGCCAGGAGACAGGGAGAGCUUAUGGCAAUUGUUGCUCACACUGACAAUGCUUCUAUUUUAAGUGCUGUAUGGUUAGAUGAUGUUGACUUGUCUGGUAUAUCAGUUCCACAAGAUGAAAAUGAUAAAUCAGCUACUAUGCCCAUAGUUACAAUAGAGCAACACCUGGCUACUCCCUGGGAAGGUGAUAGCAGCUAGAAACUAUGCUACAAUUGUCAGCUAUACUGACAAUAAUCAGAUUUCAAUUUCCACAAACAAUGGUAUUUAGUCUUUAAAAAACUUUUCAUUGAUUCUGCAAUAUAAAAUUUAAGUGUAAAAACUUUUUAACUUGUUGAUCAACAAGCUAAAGAUGCAAAAAAUGUUUUUCCUUCAAUUUUGUGUUAUUAAAAUAGAUCAGCACAAAGUAAAAUGUAUUUAUUUAUUCAUUUAUAUAUUUAUUUAUAUUAUAAUUAAUUUUUUUUUGGGAGGGUUGGGGCUAAACAGAUAUCUAUAAUCAGGCUAGGCAAAUUUUGUUUAGCUUUUUGAAUACUGGAGUGUAAUUUUAAUCAGCAGUUGCAUAUAAAUUUUAGGAUGACCAACAAAGUAAAGACUCAGUCCUACUACUUCCUAAAAAAAAAUGUUUAUAGAUUUCCAGUCAGAAGCUGAUUCAAAUGUUUAAUGGCCCUUGAAUCUAAUUUAUAUGGUAUAAAUAUCAUUUAUUUUUAAAAUUAUGUUUGACAUUCCAUUUUUUUACUGCAUUUUUUACUGGUUGAAGUGUUCUUGUUCAUAAUAAAUCAUUGUAGAAAGUGAACAAAUAUGAAAGAAUAUACUUCUAAAUUUCUAUGCUUUCCAUUUGUUUGUUUUUAAAUUAAAAAUUGUGCAAUAAAAAAUUUUAAAAAAUUCUUUUAUCACACUAUCCAUGUGUAAAUAAGUAAAUUGGUUAUGACACUUUAGUAUUAUCAACUCUUUUUUUUAACAACACUUUAUUAUAGGUUCCGUAACUCUUACAAACAUAACCUCUGCUUGGAUAUGCUCACUGAAGGCUACCACCUUUCCUUCUGUGAGUUAAUCAAUCUCAUACGCCAGCAGCAUGAACGCAGAGAAGCAGCAGGACCAGAGUCAUUUUUAUGGACAAAGCCAGUUCUCCCAGACCAGCCAGAGAAGUUAGAUAUGAUGAAGGUUUAUCUCACGCGGGCAGAAGCUGCCAGCAGAAUUGGUAAUAAAUAAAUAUAUUAAAAUUUAACAAAACACUAAGCUUGAGCCCCAGGAAUAAUAUUUGCAAUUAAUAUUUUUAAAGUUUUGUUACUUUUUAAAUUAAUUUUUUUUUUAUUUACUUGAUUAUCAUUUUAAUUGACAUUAUCAUAUGGAAAGAAACCCAAUUGAUUGACUUCUAUAAUAUAAUACUAUAAUAUAAUAUCAAAUGUAGAUGUCUUUAAAAGAUUAAUCAUUACUUAUUAAUUAUCAUUUUAGUUGCAUCAAUUAUAAAUGACAAAUUAUUUAAUUUAUAUUACACUAUGUAGAUUUUAUCACACGAUUAUCUGUGUAACUGGAAAAUACUAACUAUUUUGAUAGGUAAUUAUUCUGAGGAAUACCAGGCUAGAUAUGACCUAGCUCAAGUGUUUAAAGACAAUCCUGAUGACCAGUGGUUAGCUGACCAUGUUUUCUCCACAUGUCUUGAAGUUGCAAUGAAAGACUCUUCAGAUGGAGGGAAAAUGCAGUCAGAAGGACAUUGCAAUGUCGGAUUAUGUUUACAAAAAAGAGGUAUGGUUCAGUAGGCGUCUAAUGUUUUAAAUAGAUGAUUCUAUUUAACUAUUAAUAAAUUGCUCAAUAAAAUAUAAGUAUUUUUUAUCCAUAAAACAUACAUCUCAAGAACUUUGCAUUCAAAUGGAAUUAGAGAAAGUAUUCAUAAGUUUUCAUUUAGUUUAAUUUAUAUUUUUACUUCCUGCAGUACAUUGGAAUACAAGGAUUUCUAAGUUAAAUUAUAUACUGCAAAAGUGAGAAAUUAAAAUUUUUAGGCAUUAAAAUUACAUUACCAUUAUUAAUUUAAUGACAUGCUCAAUUGGGUAUUUUUUUGGAUCUGUCUGCUUUGGUAGCAUGAAAUCGAAAUUAAUUCAAAUAAUGUUUUGGUUGAUGAUGUUUUUGUGAGCAGAUUUACAGGCGUAUCAGACUUCCAUUUAUUAAAAUUUUUAUGCUUAACCAAUGGUGUGUGGAAUUAAAGAAAAAAUAAUAUUUAUUCAAGCAAUACAAUGACUGGUGAUAUAAUUUUAUAUUAUUUUUAACUACAGGCAACUUUAGAGAGGCAGCAAAACAUUUUGAAGCAUAUCAUAAACAUGCCCAAAACCACAAACAAGAAUGGAGGAUGUCUAAUGGAACAAGCUUCUUCAUAGAUUCCUGUAUCAAACUUUACCACAUUUACACAAUUAUUGGUGCAGAGCAGACCAGAAGUGGGGAACUGGAAGAAAGGGACGCAUCCCUGGAAACAUUAAAACAAGCCCUAGAAAUGGCCAAAAAUAGUAGGUUUAUUUGAGGUUAUUUCUUUUAUUUAAUUCAUACUACUAUAUUGUUUUAAUGUGUGACAGAUUAAGUAUUAAGCUUUAAAAAGAACAAGUAAAAAUUAUAUUUUUUUCCUGCUAAAUUUUAACCAAUAGAUUGAUUAAAUUCUUGCUACACAACUGCAUUAUCCUGUACUAUUUGUUAUUUGAAAUUAUUAAUUAGACACAAGCAAUUUGUGCAAAUAAAAUAAUAUACGUUAAACUUUAAUUAUGGUUACACAGAAUACAAAUGCAAAUGUUUUGUAAAAUGCCUUCAUCAGUACAAAAAAAGCCCCAUUCAUAUAAACAUAAAUUAAAUUUAGAUAAAAUAUAUACAUAUGUAUCCUACCUAAAAAUGAAAGAAAAGAAAAUAAUAAGCAUGGGCACAAGUCCCUAAUGAAAACAAAGCUCAGAAGAAAGGAAAGAAAGUGGAUGAAGGUAACAUUUAAAAACCAAAAAGGAAAAAGAAAUUGCGGCUAUGAAAAAUUAAAUUGUGAAUUUGGUUUAUACCAUAUGGAGUUAUCUUACAAAAUCUUAGUAUUAAUUUAUUUUCCAUAUAAAUUCUAUCAGGUGUAUAACUUGCAUACAAUAUACCAAUAACUUGAAUUUCUAAUAUUCCAUUCUGGUUAGCACUAUUGAAAUGUUUAGAAACUGGACAAAGGGCUUGUUUAUUGAUGUUGUAAAGGAGUUCUCUAAAGCAGUCUCCAAGGCAAUGAUGACCUGUCUCUCCUGUGUAUGAUUUUAAGCACUUUUUACAAAGGAUGGUGUAAAUCACCUUGUAACUUGUGCAAGUAAAACCAUCUUUUAUUCUGAAUAUUUCCAGAGGGAAAAGGAUCAUUUUCAAUGACAUAGGGACAUGUGUUACAGUGACUAUGGUUGCAGCUUUUGGUGCCUAUAUGUGCUUUAAUACACUCUUAUUAUCAGAUGAUUAUAAAAGCCAUUUUUAAUAAAUACAUUGUAAUCCACAUAAAUAACUAUUUUAGGAAAAUAUGAUUCAAGUUGUAAUAUUCAUUUAAUUUUUAUCCAUUGUACGCAAUGAUAUAUUGUUCACUAAUAAUACAGUAAGAUGUCAUUAAGCAGGACUGUUGUGAUUAGUACCACUCAUGGUUUUGGACUUAUCAUGAUUUACAAAUCCCAAAGCAAACCUGGUAUCUUCAAUUCUGUAAAUUAUAUAUAAAAUUAUUAUUAAAAAGCUAUAAAAUAAAAUAUAAAAUACUAUUCUAUUUUAAAAACAGAAAAAAAUAAAAUAAAAAAUAAAAUUACACCAGUCAAACAUUCAAUAUAUGCUUGCAGCAUUGUAUCUCAAGUCUUUUAAUAUGGUUGACUUUGUACAGUGCUUUGAGCCUUUGGGAAUGAAGCGUGAUUUUCAAAUAAACUUUAUUAUUAUUAUUAUGUGUUGUUGAGAAAUAUUGAGAUCAUGAAAUAUUGACUGUCUGGAUUUUUCACUGUCCAGAUUGUAAAAGUCUUCCUGUAAAUCCUUUCAGGAAUUUGAUGCUUUCAAAUUCCUUCUAUGAAUGCAGUCCAUCAUUGGACAACUUACUAUAAAUUAACUUCUUAUAUUAGGAAAACUUUAAGUUAUUUGCCACAGAAUACAAAUUUUUUCUUUCAAUUUCAGUCAUUAUUGUUUAGCAGCAUUUCUUUUUAUUACCUUAAAAAGCCUGUUAUCAAAGUUUCAGAAUAUUUAAAGACAUAAAAUAUAACUGUUUUCAGGCCAAGAUAAGAAAUUAGAAGGUGAGGCAUCCUACAACCUGGGAAUGGCUUACCAGAGAAUUAAUGAACUGGAUACUGCGCUGUCUGUAAGUUGCCUAUGUCAGUAAACAAUUCAGGUUUCUUUAAAUAGUGUUUAAAGUUAUGUUUCAAUGGUUUUCAAACAAGUUUUUUUGUAGUAGCAAUGACUAUUUUAUUUAUUUACUAUAAUGAAAUUCCAAUGAAAUGUCAUAAAAUUUGUAAAAAUUUACUUGCAACAUUUGCUAUUAUUUUUCCAGCAUUUAUUCAACUUCUAUGAAUCUUGUCAAGGCGAUAGUAACAGUGAAGGUGUUGGGCGUGCCUGUGAUUCAAUUGCUAAAAUAUAUGCAAGGUAUAUUUUAUGAACAAGAUGCAUAUCUUAUGUUUAUUUUUUCAUAUUUUCUGCAUCUUUUGUUGGACAAAAAAGCACUUAAAUAAACUGGGUUUUUAAAAGAGCUUUUUGCAUUAUUGAGCUAGGUUUUUUUAAAAAUUAGUAGUUAUGCUCAAAGUAAGAUACAUUUUUACAGAAUAUAAGAUAAAUUAUCCAGUCAACUUUAAAAAUAAAUGUGUCCCCACUCAUUAAUUAGAAUCGGUUACUUCAAACAGGCAAGGCAAUAAAGAAAAAAGUGUUGAGUUUUUGAAACGUUUUGUUGAACUGACUGAAAAGACAGGCCUGGAAAAAGAAUAUUGCCUGGCUUGUCACAACUUGGGCAAUGUCUGCAACUCUGUGGUGAGUGAAUUGUUUUUACUCUCCAAAUGACCUGGUUUGCAAACUAAACUCAAGACUCAACUGAACCCUUUAAAAAAAAAUAAAAGCCAUGUGUCAUUUAUUUUACCUCAAUGAGAAUAAUUUUCUAAAAUAGCACAGUUUUUCAACAAGAAUUCAUUUAAUUUCUCAUGAACUUUCAAGUGUACCACAAAGACUAUUAAUACUUAAAAAAGUAAUACAAAAAUUUGCAAACAUAAAAAUUUUGAAAUUCUAUAUUACAUUUUAGGAUUUAAUAACUAAAUCAAAGUAAGCUAUAAUUUAUACCAGAUUCAUUGAAAACUUAUUUUUGUACCCACAUUACAGGGUAACUAUGAUGAAGCUACUGAAUAUUUUAGUAAAGCCUACAAUAUUUCCCGUGCAUUGGGUGAUCCUGAGUCAACCAAUGUAAACAGAGUGCAGUAUGGUAUUGCAAUGGCCCACAGGAUGAUGGGCAAGUUUGCCAAUCACAUUGUUGUAGGUGGUAAGACCUGCAUAUCGCGACUAGCAGAAUGGAAGAGUGUGAGAACAGACGAGUUUAGCAAGCCCAUACCUGAUACAGGUAAACUAUUUCAAAUAGGUUGAGAAAUUUUACAAAUUAAAGGAAUAUCUUUUUUUAGUAUAUAUUUUUUUUUUAAAUAAAGAAAUUAGGGAAAUAUUAACAGUCUGGAGGAAUAAAAAAAAAGAUAUGUCUGUGGUUGAUAUUAAUUUGUCUUGGUGUUUAUAAUUUUAAAAACCAAAACAACUUGAGGCUUUCUAUUUCUAAAGUUUGAGAACCUUGUUAACAUACAAGAUGAAAAAGAAAACUGAAUCCUGUAUUUGAUAACUUUAAGCAUAUCUACUGGAAUAACUAUCAGUACACUUAAGUAGGAAUGAGCUUACAAUAAAUGACCUAAGGAAAUGCUUUUAAAUGUCACAUAUUGUCAGAGUGCUCCACUCCAGGUUUCAGCAGAAUUCCACUAGCCCAGGGCUAUAAUAUAUAUUUAACCCUUAUUAGUCUUAAUUAGUUUUUAAAAAUUGCAGAUGGCAAAUUUUUUUUUCAGAAACUAACUUUUAGGAAAAAAAUGAAUACAAUAUCUUAAUCUUAGCAUAUAGCAGCUUAUUGUUUUUCCUUUGCUUUGCUCCAACUCUGGGCUAGUUACCUUAUUGUGAAAGUCUGCUGUUAGGUCUUAUAUUUAGCAACUGUCAAGCCACACAAGAAAAGAUUUGAACCUGCCAUCACAGAUUUAUAAACAAAUUCUUAAAUUGAGAACUCAUCUAAAGUAUAAAUCAGAAGUCAAUAUAUUGAUAAAUUUCUAGUGUUAUUUUUAAUUAGAAACUGAUUUAAUUCCAAUAAUGUAAUUCUUAUAGUGCCAAUAUUUUGAUACAUUUUGUAAGGUUUUUGAAAAAUUACAAAAUAUAAUUGUUUUCCAUUCAUAUUUUUCUUUCAGUGCCAGGCGCAGCUCAUCACGUGGUGCUCCCACCUCCUCCAGCUUCUAAAGAAAAGGAAGGAGAUGAAGAAGGGAUUGAAGAAAGCACUGAGCCAUCCCUGGACAUGAAGAUAGAUGAAGAGGAUGAAGGCUCUGCAGUAGAGGGAUCAUAAUGGACUGGAGAUUAUAAUGUUAAUACUAAUGAUAGUAUAUGUACAGCAAAUAUUGGAGAAAAGAUGGAAAAGAAAGCACUGUGAUAGAUAGGGAAUGUGUGAUAAAUAUUUUUUAAAGGAGAUGUGUAUUUAAUAUUGACAUUUCAAGACAUAAAAUAAGAUGAUAUUUUGCAUAGAAUUGUCUGAAAAUGCUUAAAUCUAAUGAAUUUUAUGUGAACAAGUAAAUUUUGAUACCCAUUUACAGCUUGACGGCUUGAAUGAAUGAGGAAGUCUUCUGUUUAAAGUUUAUAAAAUGUUUUAGAAUUAUCUUAUACGCAUGUUCUACUUAUCAAAGAAGAUGGUUACUAAGGCUCUAUGCCCAUUACCCUUUUUAAUUUGUUCAUCAGUUUAAAAUUUGAUUUAGAAAAUUGUGGGUUGAAUGGUUUAAUUAUAUUUCAGAAAUUGGGGAUAAAAAUUCUUUAGCAUUGAAACAAAACACUUUACAUAUAUAGUAAAAUAAUUCUGUUGUCAAAAAGUAAAGUCUUUGACUAAUUGAUCAAUGCCCAAUAGACAAUUUUUAAACAAUUCUGAUUCACCAUCCACACAGAUCAAAUAGACUUUAAAAAAAAAAAGUUGUUUGUAGCUUUGGCAUUAAGUGUAGGAGCUGUAUAUUGUUACAUAUUUAUUUUCAUCGUGUCACCAUUUGUGAACAUAUUUUCCUCUCUGAAGUUCAAUAUAGACAAUUGAAUAACAUAUUUUCUGACUAACUUAGAAAUCCAUUAAAAUAUAAAUGGACAAUUCUCAUAUUCCAUCAACACUGAACAUAUUGGAUAUCCUUCCUGGAAAAUGCCCUCAAUUUUAUUACCAUUGAAUCAUAUCAAAAUGUUUAGUUCUACCAUUGUUAAAUAGCAAUUAUCCUUUGAUCUGAUUCAUUAAAUUUUGAAGUUUUAUUUAAAUUUCUUCAUUGAAAUGGAAAUAAAGCUUUGAGCUUCCUUGAGUCAUAGAGAGUACAUUUAUUGUUAAGUCAUAGAAACUAUUUUUAAAGAGAAUUUUACUAUAGCCUCUAGGCCUAAAUUUAUUUAAACUUUAUCUUUCUCAGAUACUUGAUUUCAAAUCACUAUAAUUACAUUUAGAAAUCUGUGCCAUGGGUUUAAUUGGUCAUUCAACUAUAAUCUUAAAUUUGAAAUGAUUUAAAGAUUGCCAUAAUAGAAAUAAACAAAAAAAAAUCACAAUUUCUUUAAAAAGUUAAAUUAUGUGUAACCCUGAUUAACCUUUAAUUAAGGUUAUUUUAAUAUGUAAUAGCUCUCAAAGAAAAAAGAAAUGUUGAUAUGCUUUUAAUAUCAAUAAGAAAAAAACCAGUCCACUCUAGUUAUCUAGCUUUUAGCCCACACCAACUUUUAUGAUAUUCCUAGAACUUAGCAUUGAAUGUCUUUUGUUUACAAUUUAAGAGUCAAAAUUUUUCUUGAUUUUGCUUAUCUUAGCUAAAAUUCAGAUCAUAUUUGGUUGAUCAAUGAGUUGAGCCUUUUUUGAAAUAUAUGAAACUGUGGUCUUAAAAUUUUGAAUAAAAAAGGACUUAACAUGGCUGUCAGCAUAAUACAGAUCAGACUGUUCACAGAUUAAUAAGAAAAAUUAUAACUUUCACUACACAUGCAUGUAUAUUUUACUAUUUAUGUUGGUAGGAUAAUCCAUUAUUCUGGUGAUGCUUAGGUCAUGGAUUUGAUCUUCAUUCUGGACAUUUUUUACAGGUUUGUUUAACUUAUAGGUAAUGGUUUACUCAAAUAUACUUUGUUUUAAAUAGUGCACAUGUCAACCAAUAUAAAAUAUUCUUUCUGCCCCCAAAAUCCCCAUUGUGUUUUUUGUGCUAUUUUUUUUAUUGGACAAUCUUGUAUUGUUUCAGUGUCAAAUUUUUGUGAAUGUAUAUUAUUAUGACUGGACUUUAUCAAAUUUUUGUAUAAAACAAAUAUGAACAUAAACCAUCUGCAAAAUAUCUUUUAAAUAAUCUCUUUGUCCGUAUAAUUUAUAUUUGUAUAUAUUUGAAGAUUAGGGGUCAUUCAUAAUAAUAAAGGAUGUCAUAGUAUUGAUUAUUUACUGCCCCUUCAUCACAAUUUAGCCAGACAAUUUAGACAACCUCAUAGCAUAUUAACAUACAUAAUCACAUAUUCAUAACUUCUUCCCCCAGAUGGAUGAAACCAUAUUUAAGACAAAAUAAGAUUCUUUUAUUGAUCCAAAUAACUUAAAAUCAGAUUAUAUAUAAAUAAAUAUUAUUUUCAAGACAAAUUUAAAGCUAGAACAAUUUUAACACAAGACAUCUAAAGUAAUUCUUAAGCUUAAGAUAUCAGUCAUUAUAUGCCACAAAACAUCACUUCUUUAGUGACAAUAUUGACUUUAAAGUGAUCAUUUAGAUUUUAUAACUGCUGGGGGUGCAUGCUGGUACAUUCUGACAGAUUAGGGAAAAAAUAAUUUUUAUAUCUUUUGGUUCUAAAAAUAAUUCACACUGCUUGAGCUGAUCCUAGGUAUCUGUAAUGAAGAAAGCGGGAUUCAAAAGCACAUCCCUCCACUUGAAUCUAUCAAUGGCUUUUAUCUGACCCCUAGUUUUUACUGAUCUUCCUUUUAAUGAUAAAGAAGUUUCAUGACAUAACUUAUAGGAAAAGUCAAAAUUUACAUUUGCUUGACAAAUCAUGUUUCAGUUUUAUUGAACUUAAAAUCGAACACUUCACAUUUUAGC